Molecule: messenger RNA, 654 nt
Organism: Cryptomeria japonica (Japanese cedar)
Lineage: Eukaryota; Viridiplantae; Streptophyta; Pinopsida; Cupressales; Cupressaceae
Product: L-type lectin-domain containing receptor kinase IV.1-like
Exons: 4
Coding region: 1-654 (217 amino acids)
Biological process (GO): protein phosphorylation
Cellular component (GO): plasma membrane
Molecular function (GO): protein kinase activity; ATP binding
Source: RefSeq, a predicted model, not a curated record
AUGAAGGAAUUUAUUUCAGAAAUUUCCAGUGUGGGUCGUCUCCAGCACAGAAACCUUGUUCAAUUGCGAGGCCGGUGUAGGAAGAGCAAACAGUUGUUUACUGUUUAUGACUACAUGGCAAACGGAAGCCUGGAAAAAUUGAUAUUCCUUAACCCAGAGGGCAUCGCUGGAGGGUUGUUAUAUCUUCACGAGCAAUGGGAACGCAGAUUGGUGCACAGAGACGUGAAAUCCAGCAAUGUGUUGCUGGAUUCGGAGCUUAAUGCAAAACUUGGAGAUUUUGGGCUUGCUCGUUUGUACGACCAUACUCAAAAUUCACAGACAACUCGGGUCGUGGGGACUAUUGGGUAUAUCGCUCCUGAAGUCACAUACACAGGGAAAGUUACUCCAAGCUCGGACGUAUUCAGUUUUGGCGUUGUUUUACUGGAAGUUGCAUGUGGCAGGAGGCCUAUAGAUUUGACCAAGGGUAGUGAACAGACUAUUAUGUUGGAUUGGAGAAAAGACUUGGCAUUAGGACAGUACUGCAAAUACUUGAAGGAGAAGCUUCAUUUGCCACUGAUCAGGCUCUUUCGAUUCCUUACGAUUAAUUCUCUGUUGUCUGGCUUCAAUGCCGUGCAGUCGUUGAAUCUCUUUACCUAUUCUCUUUUGAAGAUGUAG